AUGGUAUCUGCAGAAGACAAGUUGGCAAAGAGGAUUCUGGCAAGGAAAAAGCAUGACAAAUUGAAGAAAAAAGAUAAGUUGCUAUGGAAUUUUCAAAACAAAAUAAUUCUCUUUACCCUCAUUCUAUUCAUUUUAGGAGUUGUAACCUGGACAUUACUGUGGCUCUUCAUUGUUCAGGCAGAAAACAAAGAUGCAUUGUAUUUUGUUGGACUGUUUCGUGUUGCCAACAUAGAGUUUCUUCCAGAAUAUAGGCAGAAAGAGUCAAAGGAAUUCCUCUCUAUGGCACAGACUGUGCAGCAUGUGAUGAACUUGGUCUACACAACUUCUUCUUUCUCCAAAUUUUACAAGCAGUCCACAGUCUCAGAAGUCAGCAACAACAACAAUGGAGGCCUUCUUGUUCAUUUCUGGAUCGUCUUCGUGGUGCCCCAGGCCAAGGGGCAGGUGCUGUGUGAGGAUUGUGUGGCUGCCAUUUUAAAGGAUUCCAUUCAGACAAGUAUCACUAACAGGACCUCAGUGGGAAGCCUUCAGGGCCUUGCAGUCGACAUGGAUUCCAUUGUCCUAAGUGCAGGUCUUCGGUCAGAUUAUUGGUCAACAACAGGAACAGGAACAAAUUGCAUGUAUGAUCUCUAUGCUGACCAACUACAUGAGCACUUUCCUCUGGAUACUCAAGCUACCUCAGAGGGAACAAUCUGCUAUUUUAAGCUCAUUGCAUCUGUGGGCCACGUUGUCCGCCUUUCCAUAGUCUCCCUUCAGAUUGAAGCAGAUAACUGCAUCACUGACUCGCUCACCAUUUAUGACUCUCUGGUGCCCAUCAAAGAUAAGAUCCUCUACCGAGCCUGUGAACCAGCUGAUUCAUUGGUGUCACUUGUGUCCACAAAUAAUCUCAUGCUGGUAAUAUUUAAGGCAGCACAAGUAAAGGAGCAAAAGGAAUUCCACGGCUAUUUUGAGGUCAUUACACAAGAAAGGUGUGGAAAAGCAAUAGUGACAAAAGAGGAAACUGGCUAUGAAGGGAGAAUCACAAGUCCCUAUUACCCAAGCUAUUAUCCUCCAAAAUGCCUAUGUGCAUGGAAUUUCCAGACUCCACAGAAGAGCCUUGGUAUAGCCCUGAAGUUCCAUAACUACACCAUUAGUGAGAAGAAUAUUAAAGGCUGUGAGCGAGGAUGGUGGAAAAUUAAUGAACGUAUGUACUGUGGUUACUACAUCGAUCACCAGACAGUGUUCCACAUCACCAGCUCUGCUGCCAGCGUGGAGCUCCAGUGCAGCUCCAAGGUCUCCGAGAAGCCCCUGCUGGUGGAGUACGGCAGCUAUGCCAUCGGCCAGCCAUGUCCACCUGGACAUUUCAAGUGUUCCACGGGCUUAUGCAUCCAGCAGAUGCAGCGCUGUGAUGGCAUAAACAACUGCUUCGACGAAAGUGAUGAACUCUCUUGUGUUGUCCGUGAGUGGAACUGUAACUCCAGCUUUGCAAUACAGGACAACUUGCUCGCCUGCAAUGGAGUGAGUGACUGUGAGAAUGGAAAAGAUGAGCAGAACUGCACCCACAGUAUUCCCUGCACCAACCACACAUUCAAGUGCAGGAAUAACAUUUGCAUUAGGAAACAAUAUGCAAGAUGUGAUGGGACUGUGGACUGUGUUGAUGGAAGUGAUGAAAGCAGCUGCAGUUGUGGCAGUAGCAAGAUCAACAACCUCAUCUCUCGGAUUGUGGGCGGCUCGAACACUGAGGAAGGCGAAUGGCCCUGGCAGGUCAGCCUUCAUUUUGUGGGAGCUGCUUACUGUGGAGCAUCAGUGAUAUCCAAAGAAUGGCUUGUGUCUGCAGCCCACUGCUUUCAAGGGAGCAAGCUGGCAGACCCCCGAGCGUGGCGUGCCCACCUGGGCAUGCGGAGGCAGGGCCGCGCCGCGCUGGUGGCCGCGGUGCGGCGGAUCGUGGUGCACGAGCUGUACAACAGCAGGAACUACGACUACGACAUCGCGCUGCUGCAGCUGAGCGCGCCCUGGCCCGACACCAUGGGCCACCUCAUCCAGCCCAUCUGCCUGCCCCCGUCCUCCCAGCGAGCCCGCAGCGGGGACAAGUGCUGGAUCACAGGCUGGGGCCAAAAGCAGGAAGCAGACAAUGAAGGUUCGGCAGUUCUUCAGAAAGCAGAGGUAGAAAUUAUUGACCAGACGCUGUGUCAUUCCACGUACGGGAUUAUCACAGCUCGGAUGUUCUGUGCCGGGCUGUCGUCUGGGAAAAGAGAUGGGUGUAAAGGUGAUUCUGGUGGACCACUGUCAUGUCAAAGCAAUGGAGAUGGAAAAUGGUUUUUGACUGGCAUUGUGAGCUGGGGUUAUGGAUGUGGAAGACCAAAUUUCCCAGGUGUCUACACAAGAGUGUCAAAUUUUGCACCAUGGAUACACAAAUACGUGCCUUCAGUCUUGUAACUUGAAAACUGUUUUCUUGGGAUAAAAUGUGACCUGGACAUCUUCAUUAAAGUCAUAUUUGGAGAAACUGUUCAGUUGUGGAA
Molecule: messenger RNA, 2495 nt
Organism: Lonchura striata (white-rumped munia)
Lineage: Eukaryota; Metazoa; Chordata; Aves; Passeriformes; Estrildidae
Gene: TMPRSS7
Product: transmembrane serine protease 7
Biological process (GO): proteolysis
Molecular function (GO): serine-type endopeptidase activity; protein binding
Source: RefSeq, a predicted model, not a curated record